Molecule: messenger RNA, 5207 nt
Organism: Petromyzon marinus (sea lamprey)
Lineage: Eukaryota; Metazoa; Chordata; Hyperoartia; Petromyzontiformes; Petromyzontidae
Product: nuclear factor of activated T-cells, cytoplasmic 3-like
Biological process (GO): cytokine production; calcineurin-NFAT signaling cascade; regulation of transcription by RNA polymerase II
Cellular component (GO): transcription regulator complex
Molecular function (GO): DNA-binding transcription factor activity, RNA polymerase II-specific; transcription factor binding; RNA polymerase II cis-regulatory region sequence-specific DNA binding
Source: RefSeq, a predicted model, not a curated record
CGAGUUUCCCCAUCGGCAGCGGGCGAGGCAGCAGCGGGCAGGGGGGCAGGCAGCAGCAGCAGCGGCGGUAGCAGCAGCGGCGGCAGUAGCAGCUGCAAAGUGCCCGCAAAGCCACGUUGACUUGAGCGCGCUUGUGUGCGUGUGUGUCUCUCUCUCUCUGUGUGUGGUGGUGGCUAGGAAGGGAAGGGGAAUAAGCAAGCAAGCCAGGCAGCCAGCCGCUUAACUCUUUCGCAAGGGGUUUCUCUCUCUCGCGCGUGUGUGUGUGUGUUUUGUUAUUUAGUAUCGGUUACGACGAUUGUGUUUUGGAGGAGGUGGGGGGAGGGUCGAGGAGGAGGAGGAGGGGGGGGAUUGCUCUCUCGCUCUCUCGCUCUUUCGACCACCCACACAAACCCUCCCCUGCUUCUCCUCUUUCCUGUCUCCGUACUCCUCCCAGAAGUCCUUGAAGAGAAGAAGAAGAGGGGGGAGAGACAGGCGCGGGAGAGGCAUCGGCUCCGUGUUGUGGCGGGGGGGGGGGCUGGAGAUAGUCUCGUGGGGGGGUUUUUUUUCCUUCUUUUUUUUAAUGAUUGCCUGCGAGUUCGUGCCCGCGAUUAAGUCCGAUGACUGGGAAUUACAGCAAUGACGAAUUUGAUUUCAGACUCAUAUUUGAUGAAAACGGCUCGGGACCGCACGCAGAUGUUGACGACGUGGCGGGGUUCCCGGGCCCUGGCGGUGGGGUGGAUGCCGUGGGUGCGGCCACAAACGCGCCCAUCGCCAUCCCCUGCCACGCGUCCGCCUCGGGCCACGCCGCCACGUUCUGCUCCCCGCCACGGGCAAACCACGGCACGGGCUACACCGGCCCCAGCGGCGAGCCAGGGGAGGUGACCUACAGCUACCUGCAGGGCCCCGGCGGCUCGUCAGGCGCCCCGCCGGCGGGGGGUGCCGGCGGGGCGGGGGGCCCCGGCUCGCGACAGCAGAUGCCGGUGUUUGAGUGCCCCAGCAUCCAGAUCACGUCCAUCUCGCCGCGGCGCCACGACAUGGACGUGCUGGAGGAGGGAGGGGCCGGCGGCCCCGCUGGCGGCGGUGGCGUGGACGGGGCGAGGGCCCUGCACGAGGGCAGGGAGAGGGGCAGAAGCCGCGACCAGCUGUACCUGUCGCUGGAGCACGGCUUCUACCGCGAGUCGGCGCUGAGCCUGAGCCCGGCGAGCAGCGUGUCGUCCCGCAGCUGCUUCUCCGACGCGUCGUCGCUGGAGUCGUACUCGUACGCGUGCGACGACGUCGAGGCGGAGCUCAACGAGGCGACGUCGCGCAUCGGCCUGCACGCCGCGUCGCCCCUCUCCGCGUCGCCCCUCCCCUCGCCCGGCGGCUCCCCGCACCUCGGUUCGCUCGACGAAGCCUGGGCCCACCUGCCACACCAGCAGCACCAGCUGCAGCUGCAGCAACAGCAGCAGCAGCAUCAGCAGCACUACCAUCAACAGCACCACCAGCAACAGCAGCCUCCGUCCUACGGCACACACCUGCAGGUAUCCCCGCGUCACUCCCCAAGUGGCUCCCCGCGCACCAGCAUCACGGAGGAGAACUACCUGAGCCCGAGGCCCUCGUCCCCGUGCGGCAAGCGACGGCACUCGGGCGCCGACGCCUCGGCCCCCUCGCCGUCGCGCACUCCCUCCCCGCUGCCGUCUCCCCGCUCGCUCGGCCUGGCCGAGCCCGCGGGCCCUCCGUUCCUCACGCCCGUGCCGCCCGGAAACGGCUGCGGCGGCGGUGGAGGAGGAGGAGGAGGAGGAGGAGGCGGCGGGGGCAGCUGCUCGCCGACCGGCGCCUCUCCCGACUUGGGGCCCGUGCCGGGAGCCGCCGUGCUGGACAUCUCGGAGAGCGUGCCACCAAAGGCGCGCCGCACGUCGCUCGACCAGGCCUCGGCGGGCGGCGGCGGCGGCGGCGGCGGCGGCGUUGGCGACGAGAGGGACUCGCCGUGCGACAGUUUCCAGCAGCACUGCGCCAAGAAAGAUCUGCCGCCCGUGCUGGCGUCGCCCGCCUUGCACAUGGCCGGAGACAACUUCCUGGCGGUGCCGCCGCUCUUCUCGUGGAAGAGCAAGGUGUCGGGGGGAGGAGGUGGUGGUGGUGGUGGAGGUGGCGCCGGCAGCUGCGGAGGUGCGAGCCACAUGCCGCUCUUCAGGAGCACGUCGCUGCCAUCCCUGGACUGGCAGCUGCCGAGCGCGGCCGGGCCGUACGAGCUGCGCGUGGACGUUCAGCCCAAGUCGCACCACCGCGCGCACUACGAGACGGAGGGCAGCCGCGGUGCCGUCAAGGCCACCACGGGAGGGCACCCCGUGGUGAAGCUCGUCGGGUUUUCCCAGAAGCCCUUGAACCUGCAGAUGUUUAUCGGCACCGCGGACGAGAGGCUGUUGCGGCCGCACGCCUUUUAUCAGGUCCAUCGCAUCACGGGGAAGACGGUGGCCACCCCGAGCCAGGAGUGUGUGCUGACAGGCACCAAAGUGCUGGAGAUCCCCAUCCUGCCCGAGAACGGCAUGACCGCCUGCAUCGACUGCGCGGGGAUCUUGAAGCUGCGCAACUCGGACAUCGAGCUGCGGAAGGGCGAGACUGACAUCGGGCGGAAGAACACGCGCGUACGCCUCGUGUUCCGCGUGCACAUCCCGCAGCCCGGGGGCAAGGUGCUCUCCCUGCAGGCCACCUCCAUCCCCGUCGAAUGCUCCCAGCGCUCGGCCCAGGAGCUGCCGCUCGUGGAGGGCCAGAGCGUCGACGGCUGUACGGCGAACGGCGGGCAGCAGCUGGUGCUGCGCGGGCACAACUUCCAGCCGGAGUCGCGCGUCGUCUUCCUGGAGAAGGGGCCCGAUGGGAGGAACCUGUGGGAGGUGGAGGCGAAAGUGGACAAGGACAAGAGUGAACCGACGAACCUGGUGGUCGAGGUUCCUCCGUACCAGAACAAGAGCAUCAGCCACCAGGUGCAGGUGCAGUUCCACGUGUGCAACGGCAAGCGCAAACGCAGUCAGCCGCAGCGCUUCAUCUACCUGCCCGCCAACGGAGGCCUCUCGCCCGCACUGCGAGACCUGCCCAUGCUGCCGAUAAAGAGCGAGCCGAGCGACGACUUCAUGGGGACGACGCCGACGACGGCGACGACGCCGGGCGCCCCCGAGCCGGCCGACCUCUCGGUUGAGGUUCCGCCAACCGGGCCGCUGCUGCUCCACCUGGUGCCGCCGGAGUGCGCGGGCAUGAGCGCCCAUCCUGGCGAGGCUCAGGCGUACCAGGCCCUGCACCCCAUGCCACCCAAUGGGGUGGACAUGCCCAUGGACCAACGCUUCCAGGGGCUCGAUCACCUCGGGCAGGCCGUGUUCCAGAAUGCCGAGAUGCAGCACCUACACCACCACCACCAUCACCCUCACCACCAUCACCACCACCACCAGCAGCAGCAUCACCACCACCACCACCAGCAAGAGGAUCACCACCACGGCACGGUGCAUCACCAACACAAUCACCCCCAUCAGAGCCAUCACGAUCAUCACCAGCAGCAGCAGCAGCAACAGCACCAGCUGCAGGGAUCCCAGCAGAAUAACAACCACUACGGAGCGCUGGCAUACCAGGGCUUUCACUCGACAGGCCACGCUCAGCUGCCGUUCGAGACCUUCGCCUUCAUAGAGGAGGGCGGCGACGUGGAGGGGCACGGCUUGCACAUGGCCUACGAGCAGCUGGGGGUGCACGUAGGGAUGCAGCAGCAGCAGCAGCAGCACCAGCAGCACCAGCAGCAUCAGCACUACGCGUCGGCACCGCCGCCGCCGCCACGCGGGGCCUACUCGGGCUGCGCCUCGGGCGGCAUCAAGCAGGAGCCGGCGGAGGGCACGGACAGGGGCCGCUUUCCCACGCAGGGCAACCGGCAGCACUUCACGUUGGAGGAGGCUUCGGCGCUGGCGACACAGGCACUCGACUCGUACCAGGCAGGAGCGAGCCCCAUCAUAUAGCGACGCGGCACCAUCGUCCGGGGGAGGAUUCAGACAUUGAAAUCGGAAGAAGAAAAAAUGGCAUUCCUCUUUUGUUUUGCAAGUUCCUCUUUUGUUAUGGAAGCAACUGGAAGGAAGAGGAGGAGGAGGAGGAAGAAGAGGACACUGAGAGGAGGUGACCUCGGAGAGGAGGAAGAGUGAUCGCUGUUUUGUGAAGUGAAGAGGACGUGGGAGAACGAGGUGGGGCGGGGAGAAGUCCUGCACUGCUGUUGGGGCCGGCGGUGAGAACCCUGGGCCCUGGGAGCGGGAGCCACGCGAGGAGGGAGUAGAACGCGUUUCUGAUCUUCGCCAGUAGAGUGGCGAAAAGGGGGUUUUGGGUUUUUAUUUUAUUUUGUAACGAAUUUUUUUUUUUUAACGGACAAUCACUAAAACAGCGAAUGCUUUGCAUUAGCAUGGUUGGCUACGUACGAUGCAAAAAGAAGUUCAGCGUACACUGAGCAGAGACGUAUAAAAGUGCACGGACGUUGUACAGCCUGCUUGAGUUAAAAACCACAGUGGCUACAAAGAAGAAACUUACCAAAAAUAAAUGGAAGAUGAUGCAAAUAAAAACCCGGAAAGACCGAGCCCCUUUUUCAUCGUCGUAAAGUGAAGCACAGUUGUUUGGGGUUUUUUCUUUCCCCCCCCGGAUGUAAAUUAACGAAUGAUAAAGCCAUGUCUACCUUAACAACGAGCCUUAAUAUCCAGAUCCUUAAUUGUGCACUAAUGUCAGGCGCAAAACGUUAUCGACGUUUAUUUGAACCUCGUGUGCGUGCGUAAUUCCCCAGAUAAGGAGGUUUGUUUUCAUUCCCUAAAGAAAAAUACAGCGAAACCUUGGAUUGCGAGUAACUUAUUCUGCGAGUGUUUUUCAAGACGAGCAAAAUGUUUAAAUAAAUAUUAAUUUGAUGAACGAGCGAGGGUCUUGCAAUACGAGCAGCACGUAUAGACGCUUUGUAUGCCGAGCCUCACGUGAUCACAACUGAUAUACGAGCGCUUUGAAUUACAAACACGUUUCCGGAACGUAUUAUGCUCGCAAUCCACGGUUUUACUGUAAUAACGUUCAAUUAACUGACCAAUUGGCCUUUCAGACGAGUGCCUUUACAAUUGAUUCAACCAACCAACCUCUCACAAUGGCUCACGCAACAAACAUCGAGCUGGUCCCCCCCCCCGGCGCUGCUUUUAGACAGUCCACAAUUCACUGACGAAUCUCACUCAAGGCAAACCCCCGUUCAAAGUUGCACUCUU